This is a messenger RNA of Rana temporaria (common frog), 4482 nucleotides long. RefSeq names its product kinesin family member 15 (gene KIF15). The coding region runs from base 90 to 4253 and encodes 1387 amino acids. Gene Ontology annotation, biological process: microtubule-based movement. Gene Ontology annotation, molecular function: ATP binding; microtubule binding; microtubule motor activity. The record is from RefSeq and is a predicted model, not a curated record. Lineage: Eukaryota; Metazoa; Chordata; Amphibia; Anura; Ranidae. The transcript is spliced from 35 exons.
CUACGUGAACGCGCCAAAUUUGAAGGAUCCGCCAUUUUUGUUGUGAAAGUGACCGGAAUAUACCGCGACAGCGCUGACCGAGGAGGAGGAUGGCGCCCGGGACAAAGAGUGAUCUGGUUGAUAUUCCCACCAGCAUAACAAGUCCUGAUGGUGAUGCCAUUAAAGUAUUUGUAAGGAUCCGGCCACCUGUCGAGGGAAACGCGGGCAGUGAUGGUGACCAGGGGCAAUGCCUCUCUGUACUGUCUCCCAAAGUGAUUUGCUUGCAUUCCAAACCGGAGCCAAAGGUCUUUACAUUUGAUUACGUGGCAAAUACGGAGGCAACUCAGGAGUCUGUUUUCUCAUGUGUGGCAAAAAAUAUUAUCGAAUCCUGUUUGAGUGGUUACAAUGGCACUAUCUUUGCUUAUGGGCAGACAGGUUCAGGAAAGACAUUUACAAUGCUUGGGCCAUCUGACUCUGAUAACUUUACUCAUAACCUGAGAGGGGUUAUUCCAAGGAGUUUUGAGUAUUUGUUCUCCUUAAUAAAUCGUGAGAAAGAAAAGGCUGGUGAUGGGAAAAGUUUUCUGUGUAAAUGUUCGUUUAUUGAAAUCUACAAUGAACAGAUAUUUGACUUGUUGGACUCUGCACCUACUGGACUUGUUCUUAGGGAACAUAUAAAGAAAGGAGUCUUUAUUGUUGGUGCUGUGGAGCAAGCAGUGGCCUCUGCUGCUGAGGCAUACCAGGUUCUUUCUACUGGAUGGCGGAAUAGACGAGUAGCUUCAACCUCUAUGAACAGAGAAUCCUCCAGGUCUCAUGCUGUCUUCACUGUCGCAAUUGAAUCUAUGGAAAAGAUUAAUGAAAUUGUCAACAUAAGAUCUUCACAACUUAACCUUGUUGAUCUUGCUGGAUCAGAAAGACAGAAAGACGCUCAUACUGAAGGAGUCAGGCUUAAGGAGGCUGGCAGCAUAAAUCGAUCGCUGAGUUGCCUGGGUCAGGUGAUCACAGCCUUGGUGGACGUGGCUAAUGGAAAGCAGAGACACAUAUGUUACAGAGACUCCAGACUUACAUUUUUGUUACGGGACUCUCUUGGAGGUAAUGCAAAAACCUUUAUCAUUGCAAAUGUUCAUCCUGGAUCCAGGAGUUUUGGCGAAACACUUUCUACUCUUCAUUUUGCCCAGAGAGCAAAACUAAUUAAAAACAAGGCUGUAGUUAAUGAAGACACCCAGGGGAACGUGAGUCAGCUACAAGCAGAGGUGAAGAAGCUGAAGGAACAGCUUUCUCAGCUCCUUUCCGGACAGAUGCCACAGGAUAUUUCUAUUGCCAGAGCUCCUUCCAUUGAUGAGACAGAUUACAUGAAUAACUUUUUAGAGGCAAUGAUGCUUUUGGAGAAAUCUGAAAAUGAGAAGAAGGCCUCAUUACAGAAAGUAGCUCAGCUGGAAGACCUCUGCAGCAAGAAAGAAAAGUUCAUCCAGUCAAACAAAAUGAUUGUUAAAUUCAGGGAAGAUCACAUUGCUCGACUUGAGAAAGCUCAUAGAGAUGGCCAAGCAACCUUGUCGAAUAAUGAACAGGACAACCUCCUAGCAGAGAUGAAGCAAGAACUCAAAGUUUUAAAAGGACAGAUUGAGCAUCAUCCUCGUGUAGCAAAAUAUGCCUUAGAGAACCACAGUCUAAGGGAAGAGAAUAAGAAUCUCCGCUCUCUCCAGUCUGUAAAACGAGCGCAAGAAAUUGACAAUCAAAAGAUCGCAGACCUUGAAAGAGCUUUCUUGGAAGCUUCCUUGCGUGCAAAGAAGAAUGGUGCUUUACCAAUGCACUCGACACCAAUACCCUCUGAAAAUAGUAUGGUUUCUACAGAGAGGCAAAAGGAGAAGUUACUUCAGCUUCAAAGUGAGCUGGCCACAGCAAAACAAGAAUAUGAAGAAUUUAAAGAAUUGACAAAGAAGAAGCAGGUUGAACAGGAAUCUGAGCUUCAGUCUUUGCUCAAAUCUAAUAAGCAUCUUGAAGACAUUUUUGAGGCCAUCAAAGCCCACAAGAGGAAUGAAGUGUCCCAACUGAACAAAAUGCAUGCAGAAACAAUAAAAAUUCUGACUACUCCAACAAAAGCUUACCAUUUAAGAUCACGACUUGUUCCUCGUCUCAGUCCAGAAGGCAUCGAAGGUGCUUUGCUGGAUACUCCUAAGUCUAGGGACCAUCAUGACAAUAUAAUCAAUGAACCCAUCCCUCCAGAGAUGAGUGAACAAGCCUAUGAAGCUAUUGCUGAGGAACUGCGAAUGAUGCAGGAGCAGGUGACGGCACUGCAAGCUAAAAAUGAUGAGGAAGAGAGCAAAAAUAUGAAGUUACAACAACAGGUUGACAAGAUGGUGCAUCAUUCCACUCAGAUGGAAGAGCUUUUUUCAUCAGAGAGGGCAAGCUGGAACAGCAGACAUCAAGAACUUCUUGCACAGAUUAAUGUUUUUGAAAAACGGCAGCAAGACUUUAAAGGCGGAGAAGAUGUUUUAAAAAGCGAGGUCCACGAUCUACGUGUAGUACUUCAGUCUGCAGAUCGCGAGCUUCGGGCUGUAAAGAUCGAGUACAGUUUAUACAAAGGAAAACAAGAAAAGGAGAUGAGUGACCUGUCUGACCGCCACAUAAAUGUGCAGCUGCAAUUGGACAAUGUCAGGUUGGAGCAUGAAAGUUUACUGGAGGAGAAGCGAUCCCUUCAAGAUGCUUAUGAUAACUUGGAAGAAGUCAUGAAGUUUGAAUCCGAUCAACUAAAACAAGAGCUUUCUGACAGCAAACGUGAGAAUAAAACAGUGAAAGCUGAACUUGGUAAUCUUUUGGAGCUUUUGGAGACUGAAAAAGAGCACCGCCAAAAUCUGAAAUCGCAACUAGAAGAAGACAAAGAAAACAAGUCUAGAGAGCUUCUAAACGUUUUGGAAGAGAGUAUGAUCCUCAAAAAACAGUGCUCUGAACUGACAACCAAGUGUGAGCUGCAGAUCACACAGCUACAAACUUGUGAACUCCAAUUAACUGCAUCAAAAGAAAUCAUCAACGAUCUUGAGAAAAAUUGCUCUUCAGAUAAGGAAAUCAUGACGGAUCUUAUGAAUCAAAUCCAAAGCCUGCGAACAACCCUCUUACACAAAACUGAGUCUAUAGAUGUUUUUACGCAAGAAUUGGAAGAUCUCAAUAGUAAAUACAGUUCUGUCUUAUCUGCUAAAGAGGAGAGCAAAACCCUUUUAGAAAUGCAGGAGAAACUAAUCGAGGAACUGAGAGAGGGCUUGGAAAGGAAGCAGUCAGCUGACAGUAUUGAGAGAGAACUUUUAUGCGAGGACUUGACUCAUGCAACUGAACAGCUUGGCAAGUUAACUGAAGCCUUUAAUAAUCAAGAAGCAUUGCUUGUAGAGCAAAAAGAAGAAUUACUCAAAAAAGAACAAUUGAUUACAGAACUAACAAACCAGAUACAGAUGCUUGAAAUGCCAGACACUGAUGAUGAAGGAAUAAAACCACCCAUUAGCAACAAAGGAUCCCCUGCUAUGCUUCUGCAGACUCCAAAAACUCCAAUUGGAAACCCAUUUGACUGUGAGAUGACGCGUCUUAACAAUAAAAACUCACAGUUGGAGCAGCUUAUAUCGGCAUUAAAUGAGGAAAGAAUGUCCAAAAAUGAAGAAAUAAUCAGACUCAAGACCCAGUUAUGUGAAACAGAAAAUCUUCGUCUUGAGAUCCAGAAUUUGCAUGGACAAUGCGAGGAGUUACAAAUCCAGCUAAAAAACUGCACAAAAGGAGAGAAUGCUUGCAAUGAACAGUCAAAAUCUGACAUGCUGGACUUGAAGAAAGAAAUUGAGAAAGAAGUUUCUGAACGGCUAGAAAAGGGUCGAACAUCUGAGCAACUUUUGAAAAUGCAAGCUGAGUUAGAAGAGGCGAGGGACAUGCUUAGAAAUAAAGAAAAUUCACUCAGUGAGCUGCAUAAGGAACUUGAUCGAACAAGAGCUUUAGAACUGAAGGAAUUCCAGGAGAAAGAGGAAAUUCGGUCUCUAAUGGAAGCAAGAAAUGAAGAGACUGAGAAGAAGUUGCAGGAGUCAGAAUUGUUAAGAAGGCAGAUUGCAUUUCUUGUGGAAGAAAAUGGGAAGCUACUUGGACAUCAAAAUCCACAACAGAAAAUUCAGUAUCUAGUGAAACUGAAAAAGGACAACAACAAACUUAUUGAGGAGCUAAACCGACUACGAACAGAAAACCUGCUGUUUAGAGAAGGCAAGCAACCUGAACAAAUUCCUGAAGUGAAUUAUGUUUGUGCAGACGUAUAAUGUUGAUCACCUUUUAACAUGCUAGAGCGGCAUUCAGCUCCACUGCCAUAACCUCACCCUACCAGAACCAGCAUGCAGCCAACUUGUAAUGAUCACAAAGAAUAGAUCCCAUGUAUGCAUGAUGGGAAGAAACAGGUUCUCUUUAAUGAUCUGUGCCUAAACAGAGUUAACAUUAAACAAUAAAAUGAACAAGAUUUUAAAUAAAAUCUUUUACAAUGUAACUUGGUUA